CGGAUUGGCUAGCUUUCGAAGAAUUAUGCCAAGUUGUGCUGUCGCAGACAUAACGAUAAUUACGCGCUUCAUUGUCCAGUUUUGCAUGGCGGACUUUUUAUUGAACUUCCAAAAGCGUCGAAGCGAGGCGUAAUUUGCCCUACCAGGAAGGUCGUUCUAGCCAGGAAACAAUAAUGAUAUAUGCGUUUCAGUGGCUUCCGCGUUGCAGGUAGAAUGAAAUGGUCGCUGCAGAUUACAAGAUUUUUUAGUAGCCAGAGGUGUCGCAUUGCGAGAAGCGCGUCGCCAGUGCGUAGCACUCGUUGCUUGCCGUAAAUAUAGCCAAUAUAGCGCUGCACACGCACGACCCAGAAAGCGCAUGCGCCGCACAUCUGCGCGCGACGUCGCUAGCGUGCGGGCGAGUGCGCGGCGAACUCGUCGAUACGGCCUUCCUGGGUUGAGAAAUACAACAACAACAAAAAAACAGCCUUAUAGGAAGUCUGCUGGAAGAACAACCACUGGCGCCGGUACACCCUUCCGAAGGCGUCCUCGUACGAGGUAAAAUCCCAGCUUGCAGCGCUGCUGCAGUGCGGACUGGCACAAAUAAAUACGCCACUAAGCCUAGCCGGGCGGAGAUGACGACGACGCGAGUACCCCACCGCUGGCGGACGCGUCGCUAACGCCCCUGCGAAGCACGCUUCCACGCAAGGGAUAAGCGCUGCGGCGAAGCCGACCUCCACAACAUGUUGGAGCCGUCUUCCUCCGAAGAUGAAGGCGGCAGCGACAACGAACCGGUCGAAGAUGAGGUCUCGGAGGCGGCCGCCGUGGUGCUCGAGCUGCCGCGCAGCGUGAGCGCGACACGGAGCCUGUCACCGGCCGCCGAGCCCUCGCCGUCGUCUUCGGCCCAGUCGCGCUCCAACAGCCUGGCGCGGCCGUCCAGCCCGAGCCCGUCGUUGGUGAGCGAGAAGGACGAGACGGCGGAGCGCGAGGAGGAGCUGCGCCGAAAGAAGCGGCUCCAGUUGUACGUGUUCGUGCUGCGCUGCGUCGCCUACCCGUUCAACGCCAAGCAACCGACCGACAUGACGCGGCGGCAGACCAAGAUCACUAGGCAGCAGCUGGAGACUAUCCAGGCCAGGUUCCAGGCAUUCCUGAAGGGGGAGACGCAGAUAGCGGCGGACGAGGCAUUCCAGAAUGCAGUGCACAGCUACGUGGAAGUGUUCCUCAAGAGCGAACGGGUGCAGCGCAUGGUGGCCAGUGGGGCCUGCUCAGCGCACGACUUCCGCGAGGUCUUCCGUGCCAACGUCGACAAGCGUGUGCGCAGCCUGCCUGAAAUGGACGGGCUCUCCAAGGAGACCGUCCUGGGCUCCUGGAUGACCAAGUUUGACGCCAUCUUUCGCGGGGACGAGGACACCCGCAGCCGGACACAGCAGGGUCGAACCCUGCUGCCACACGGCCUGGCCUCCGAGCUGCUGCUCUCGAAGGAGCAGCUGUACGAGAUGUUCCAAGGGGUGCUGAACAUCAAGAAGUUUGAGCACCAGCUGCUCUACAAUGCCCUGCAGUUGGACUCGGCAGACGAGCAGGCUGCUGCCAUCCGGAGGGAACUGGAUGGUCGUGUGCAGAAAGUGAACGAGAUGGAAAAGAACCGGAAGCUGAUGCCCAAAUUUGUGCUCAAGGAAAUGGAGAGCCUGCAUGUCGAGGAGCUGCGGUCAUCCAUCAACCAACUCAUGCUCAACCUGGAGAGCCUGCCUGUAUCAAAAGGAAGUGCUGAAAGCAAGUACGGCCUCCAGAAGCUGAAGCGCUACAACCACAGCACAAACCAGGUGGAAGUGAUGCUACGUGACUGCUUGACCAAGUACCUGCAGGCACCGCUCUGGAUGGUCGUCUAUGAUGCUGUGCUGCUUGCAUGUGCUGCUACGAGCCAGGCCUCCCUUUCCAAAGAAGGUUUGACUGAGGACACUGAGACGACCUUGUCAAAACUGGACAUUGUGCUCUCCUUCACACUGGAGGUGGUGGUGAUGGAGGUGAAGGGGCUGAAGUCGCUGGCUCCGAACCGCAUCGUCUACUGCACCAUGGAGGUGGAAGGGGGUGAGAAGCUGCAGACGGACCACGCCGAGGCCUCUAAGCCCAUGUGGGACACCCAGGGUGACUUCACCACAGGACAGCCCUUGCCCUUGGUCAAGGUGAAGCUGUACACGGAGAGCCCAGGCCUGCUCUCUCUCGAUGACAAGGAGCUGGGCAAGGUGCUGCUGCACCCAAACCCUCUGAGUGCCAAGGCACCCGAGUGGUACCGCAUGGUGGUGCCCAAGAAUGCCCAAGACCAGGACUUGCGUAUUAAGAUUGCCCUGCGCAUGGACAAGCCGCAGAACAUGAAGCACUGUGGCUACCUUUAUGCUCAAGGCAAGCAAGUGUGGAAAAAGUGGAAGAAGCGUUACUUUGUUCUUGUCCAAGUGUCACAGUACACGUUUGCCAUGUGCAGCUUCAGGGAAAAAACAUCGGUGCCCACGGAGCUGCUUCAGCUGGAUGGCUACACAGUGGACUACACGGAGGCACUCACAGAGCUGGAGGGUGGCCGCUUCUUCUUCAAUGCUGUGCGAGAGGGGGACAGUGUGGCCUUUGCGAGUGAGGACGAGAAUGAGUGCCACCUGUGGGUGAUGGCCAUGUACCGGGCAACUGGCCAGUCGCACAAGCCAACGCCCCUCAUCCAGCCACUGGCCAGCAAGAACUCCACCAUCUCACGCAUGCAGGGUGACACCGAGCGUGCCCGGAAGCAUGGCAUGGACGAGUUCAUCUCGGCUGAUCCUAACUGCUUUGACCAUCACUGCCUGUUCCGCAUGCUGCAGACAUUGACCCUCGAUUAUCGACUGGCUGACCCAUAUUGCUCGCUGGGUUGGUUCAGCCCCGGUCAGGUGUUUGUGCUGGACGAGUACGCAGCACGCUACUGUGUGCGCAGCUGCUUUCGUCACCUGUGCUACCUGCAGGACCUGCUCACACGUGCCGAAAAGGGCCUCAUGAUUGACCCAACGCUCAUCCACUACAGCUUUGCCUUCUGCUCCUCGCACGUCCACGGAAACAGUAUCGCCCCGCCAGCUGGCCUGGUCGUUACAGAUGUGAGGCCUGAUGGCAUCGGCACCGUCACCGUCGAGGAGAAGGACAUGUUUGCUCAGGUCAGGGAGCGCCUGCGCAUUCUUCUGGAGCACCAGAUUACUCACUUCCGGUACUGUUUCCCAUUUGGGAGGCCGGAGGGUGCCCUCAAGGCUACUCUGUCCCUGCUAGAAAGGGUGUUGAUGAAGGACGUGAUGACUCCAGCACCUCCGGAGGAGGUGCGUGCCAUCAUUAAAAAGUGCUUGGAGAAUGCGGCCCUCGUCAACUAUACCCGCAUCUCAGAGCAGGCCAAACUACAAGGACACUACCAGGCAGGAGCUACCCAACUGCAAGACCAGGAGUACCACCUUGAGGAGCAGCUGCCUUCCAACCGGAAGCUGAAGGAGCUGAUCCACCUGGCCGAACUGUGCGUGGACCUGCUUCAACAGAACAACGAGCACUACUCCGAGGCGUUUGCGUGGUUCAGCGAUCUGCUGGUAGAGCAUGCCGAGAUCUUCUGGUCGCUGUUUGCGGUUGACAUGGACGCGGUGCUCGCGGAGCAGCCGCCUGACACCUGGGAUAGCUUCCCUCUGCUGCAAGUGCUCAACGAUUACCUACGCAUUGAUGAAAACUUGUGUGGAGGUCGUUUCCACCAGCAUCUGCGAGACACGUUCGCCCCUCAAGUGGUUCGCUACGUGGACCUCAUGGAGUCUUCCAUUGCCCAGUCACUGCACAAGGGCUUUGAGAAAGAGCACUGGGAGAUUAAAGGCAAUGGCUGCCCGUCGUCUGAGGAGCUGUUCUGGAAGCUGGACGCACUGCAGUGUUUCAUCCGAGACUUGCACUGGCCCGAUGAGGUAUUUGCCAAGCACCUCGAGCAGCGGCUCAAGCUCAUGGCCUGUGAUAUGGUGGAGUCUUGCGUCACUAGGACGCUGCAGGCAUUCCAGCAGCUGCAGAGAAAGAGCAAGUGGAAUACAACCGACUACAUCGUGCCCUCAGAGAUGUGCGCCAUGAUCAACGUGGUACUUGAGGCACGCAUCCAGUCGCUCAAGCUGUGCACCGUGGAUGGAGCUGAUGUGCACCAGUACCACAGCAAAAUUGAUGGCCUUGUGGAUGGGACACUUCAAGAGAUGCAGACAGGACUUAUUGCCAAGCUGACCAGCAUGCUGGAGGUGACCUUGGCCAAGCUGUCUCGCUACGAUGAAGGCAGUCUGCUGGCACCCAUUCUCUCUCUCACAUACCGGCAGGGCAUGUCCAGUUCAGGCAAGGAAGUGGGCCAGCAGUACAUAAACUCCGUGCGCAACAGCAUGGAGCAGCUUCGACAGAAGGUCAGCGACGAACUCUGGGUACUCGCCCUGUUUGAGCAAUGGUAUGCUGCCCAGAUGAGCCUGCUGUGCUCGUGGCUUUCGGAGCGUUUGGAUCACGGACUUCACUCAAUCCAACUGUCAGCACUGCUGCACAUUGCUCGGAAGCUGUACUCAGACUUCGAGCUCCAAGGCAUAGAGGAGGAGAAACUCAACUCGAAGGUGUACCAGACCGUGUGCAGCCGGCUUCAACUGGAGGAGGCUGCUGCCUCAGUAUCCGAUGCCAAUAGCCGUGAGAAGGAUGACUCUGAGGACUACCCGGAGACGGGGAUUGAAAGCGAAGCCUCACCACGACGCAAAAUUGUGGCCUCGCUGCGUGACGCAGGCGACGGGGCCGAGGGAUAUGUUCGCAGCAUCCAGAACGUCACACAGUCGGUCACCGAGCACCUGUCGUCGUUGAAGCGCAACGUCGGUGGCAUCGCCAGCAAGUUCGGCUUCUUCAACCUGUGAACACACGCGCAUGGCGGCGCAUGCCUGGUGUAUUUGGUCCGUGCGAGGGUAUGAGCUUAGCGCUGGCCGCCGAAUGGCACUACAUGUCCGCGUUGUUUGACCGCCAGCGCAGCGCGUCGGCAAAAGCAAUGUCUUCCAGUGUGGAUGCGCGACCAUUCCCCCACUCAACGGGAUGGCCCGCUUGUACCCCAGCUGACCAACAUUUAGUGCGCAUAGGUUGCUGCAUUAGCGCAGCAUGCGGAUCGGUACGCACGUUGUCAGUGGUCGUGCACGAACCUAUGCAAGGUGGGGUCAGCUUAGGAGUUGUGAUGCUUCCGCGGCCCCUGCAGUAGUUUGCACUAGGACAGACGCUGCAUGAGAGCAGUCAUAGUGUUGUGUUACAUAUACACACACGGAUACAGAGUGCUGCACUACAAGGCACUUGUUGCAAGAUGUUUGGAUGACCUCAGCUUGCGGGCCAUUCUGUAAUGAGCACAGCGGUAGCAUUGCCAGCACUCUGAAAUGCUGCCAUGCAACGAGCCUUUGCAUCUACCCGGGCGGUUUCACAGCAUUGUUUGUCUCACAUAGCUGAGUAAAGGCCUUGUAGGCCAUCAGAAACAUUGCAGCUUGUACAAGAGACUGCACUAUAAACUUUGUUUAGUAUCUGUACACUAUCGAACAGGAACAGAACACGCAAUCCAAACAACGAACAUUAUUUUUUUUUCACGCCUUAACAGUAGCGAAGCAGUGGGCAUUUCCCCUCUUCAAAGUUGAAAGCUUUAUGUGUAAGAAGCAUAUGCAUUCUUCCUUACAGACUGAUGAUGCAAUGGAGUGUUAUGAUAUCGCAGGCUCCAAAAAUCAGUGCUUCUAAGAAGCCGCGUAUAAGUUAUAUCUGGCAACCUGAAAAACUUUUUAUUUGCACAAAAUCUUUUGUGAUUCCGUGAAAUGCUUGAAAAUGCUUCCGUGAGCACGAAAGAUCAGAUCAAACAAAUGGUUGGUCAUAUGACUUGGAGCACAUGGCUACUCCACACGAAGCACUAGCCCCUGUGAGUCAGUCUGCGUUUUUGCGAACACAUCUACUGGAAACAACUCACAGCUGCAUUUUAUUGGACGUACUUCCCUCUCUCAAAAAUAAGUUUCUUCUUUAACUGCAGUGCUUUAUUACGUGUUGUUGUUACUUAUGUUUCGUGAAGUUUCUCAUCAGAGAUGUGUGUAACGUCUACUGCGCUUUAUUUUGUGCAGCUUUUUAACAGUAAAAGCGUAGUCAUCUAAAUGCGCAUAUUUAUAUAUAAUGCUUUUGGCAGCAUGAGCCCGUGGUAUCACUAGACCAUUUCUGUCUAUGUUUCGAACUACACGCUGUUCUGAGCGCUUAUGCGAAUGCUUCAUUUGCUGUUUAACUGUCUGAGCCUCUGAAUCAACCUGAAGCAUACUUAUUUCUAUGAAGUAUUGAAGAAAUCACAUGAUUGUUGUCUUUUUACAUGUUCAGUCCUAGUUCAACAUGAAUUGGUUGCUGCAGUUGGAUGAAGAAAUUAGAAUCAGAAUGACAAUGUGGGCGUCUUUACCUCCAUCUGCUCAGCCACUGCAACGAUAGCAUUUGUUGCUUGUGUUAAUUGCUCGAGCUCUGACUUCAGCUUGAGUUUCUGAGUGGGCUGCUCAGGCAACUGCAAUCACUGUAUAUGUUGACUUCAUGACUUCAUUUUAGGCGUUUUUGCAAUGUGAAGCACCUAUGUGGUUCAAUUUCCUGAAAGGAUUUAUUUUAUUUCACGGUAAUGCUUGUUGUCGUAUGCUAAGCUAUUUGUUUACUGUGGCUUUCCCUUUUAGCAAUUCAGCAUUUUACAAGUUCCAACUUUGUUUAUGAUCCUAUAAUGCUGGGGGGGGAUGAAUGAAUUUUCACUAAUCUGAUAAGACUGGUAAAUCGGCGCUCAAUUGCGUUAACGAUGUGCAAAGUACAGAUGCCUAAGUUGCAAGUCAGCCUUAGCCAUUUUCAGAGCAGUUGAGACAGUUUCCUUCUAUUUAUUUAUUUAUUUAUUUUUCCACGUGGCAGAACAGAUUCUGUGUACUUAUGGCCCAUUUCUUCAGACAUUUUUGUCGAUCAUUAAGCAACCCUUUUACUUUGUCAGUCACAAGGUUGUACAUGAAAUUAAUUGCUGUUUAUGAAUGCUAAGUGCUGAUAGUGUAUGUUGCUAUACUGAAAUUUGCUGUUGGAGCACAAAAACAGUGGAUGUCUGUACAUUUGCUGAGCGGAUGGUACACUAGAGCCUGCUUUGGAGUAUUUGCUUUUUCGCAAGAGCUUAGCAGUCAGCAGUUCUUGCCCUGUUUUGUUGUUCGCUUCCCCAAGCUAGGAGAGGACAAACCAAGCCUACUAUUUUCCGUCAGUGCAUUAAGUGGACAAACCGGUUUUAUACUAAGUCAUAUGUGCCGUGGUUAGGCUGCAUGUUGGUUUGCAUUGCAAAGGCCACGAGUGCACCAAGUCUAAUAUGAACACACCUCACACCACUGCAUUGAACAUUCUUUCGAAUAGCCCCACUUGCUUGUCAUAUCUUUUGGCACUCAAAUGGGUGCACUUUAUUAUUAGUCGUUUGUGUCGUUAUUGCUGUGCAGCACCAUCAAAAUCAAGGGACUUGGCUGAGUGCUGCACUUGGAUUGCAGCAAGUUUAAUUUCCAAGCAUAUUGCUGGUGAUGCAUGCAGGAAGAGCAGUUCGUAUUAGUGGUCUGUUAAACCACCAGACCAAGCAAUGAAGACACGCACUUUCAAAUAAGAACUUUGCAUAUCCUGCUUAUAGCAAUGUGCUAUAGAGAAUCUACCCAAUCAAAAGGAAAACAAAGGCACAUGUCACAAGCUCCACCUAUGCUUUAAUGCAACUAUGCCCUCGACACUGUUCUCAGAUUAACUUUAACAACGAUGUUGAUAUAGCAUAUAGCUGGUCCUUGAGUCAUAAAUAUGACUUGUACAGAGUAUACUAUAUUGCAUUACUGUGUCUGUUAUGUAUUUUUGCCUUGUUUCUUAUGUUUGAUUCGCUUACUAAAUGCACUAAAGUGUUUGCAUAUCUAUUAGGCUUAUUUCAUGUUUUUCUGCUGCCUUGGAAAGUUGAGCUAUCCAGAUAACACAGAGAAAAUGUGUAGUUUGUUUCGCCAUGAAGCCCUGAGCUGCUUAAUGGUUGAUCUUCAAAUAAAACAGAAUCUCCGUUGCACCUGA
Molecule: messenger RNA, 8043 nt
Organism: Dermacentor albipictus
Lineage: Eukaryota; Metazoa; Arthropoda; Arachnida; Ixodida; Ixodidae
Gene: Cadps
Product: calcium-dependent secretion activator 1
Biological process (GO): synaptic vesicle exocytosis; dense core granule exocytosis
Source: RefSeq, a predicted model, not a curated record